AUGGCGUCGAACACGUUGAAGAGGCGCCGGUCAAGGUUGUCCCUGCCAUCGGGACCGCGUGGACGUUCGAUCGAGGUCGAAUUCAUGCCACCCCCGCCGAGGCGACCGCGAACCCACGAUGGAGCCCACGAUCAGGACGGCACCGGGCCGGCGGGAACUCGCACCGAUGACGACUCGGCCUCGCCCGAGUCCGCCCCCGGGAACACGCGUGACGACGACUACAUCUACCCGGACACGGGCGGCGUAGACGACGACGACGACGACGACAUGCACGUGGCCGUCGGGCAGCCAGCCGGUCCGAUCCAGGGCCGAGCCGCCGAAGAGGCUGCGCGGCAGGAAGAGCUCGCUCGGGUGUUGGCGGAGAGCAGGAGGGAUGCGCGAAGCAACGAGAAUGCAUCCUCCGGGGGCGCAGCGGAAGCCUCGGCCAGCCAGGGCUCCUCCUCCAGCCGCGGGGCGAGUGGUGAACAUGUGCCGGCGAGACAUGGGCUCACGAACGGCGGUUCGACCUGUUGGCUGAACACCCUCAUCCAGGUCGCGUCCAGCCCGCGCACGACCCUCGGCAGGAUGCUGAUGGAGCUGUCCCGGUGCGAUUGGGACGACGCCAUGAAGGAGGGGCUCUCGGCACUCUGGCAGAUGGUCGACGCCACUGGGAAGGUGACCUCGGCGGAGCCAUGCACGCCCUCAAUCCACGCUGGUUUCGUUGGGGCGAACGGAAUCCUGAAGCCGGCGGGGUUCAAGGCUUGGGAGCAGCAAGACCUAGGCGAGGCGUUCUUCAAAAUCUGGGAGCUGCUUCAGUCCCAGGCGACUGCGACGGAGACCCCGCUGCCCCCCCCUCUGGCAGCCACGACCAUGACGACGUCAACUAACGCGCCUGCAACAUUGGUGGUGAUGAUCAACCGAACGGGGUGGAUAGACGGCACCGGGGGCCACGGCGGCAAGGACGGCCGAGCGGUCCAGUUUGAUCGGGUGGCUUCGCUCCUCUUGCGGAGCGCUUCCGGAACCACGCGAACGCAGCGCUAUGACGUCCGGGGGAUCGGGGUGCACAUCGGACCCAGUCUCAACGCGGGCCACUACAAGGCGUUCGUGGCGGGGCGAAACGACACGUGGGUGUGCGCUGACGAUGCGGACACCACCGAGGUCUCGUGGCGCGACGUGCGCAAGGUCAACCCGACGAUCAUGGUCCUCGAGAGGCAGCACGGAGGCGGAGCCGCAGCGACCCACGGCACCGAUGUUCCCGCGUUCUGGAGCGCGGCGGUCGCUGCCGCCAGAGGGCAGGCUUCGGGGUCAGGAGGCCAGGUACCCAGCAGCAACGAUGCGUUGGGACCCCCAAACCAGCCCGUGCAGCCCGUGCCGCAGAACAAGAAGCGUCAGCGGGCGGUCGAGCCCAUAGCCGGAGCCCUACAGGAGCUGGCCGGUACGCCGGAGGAGGUGCAGAAGUUCCUGCGCCUCAGCACCGAGGCGUCGCCCCAACAACUUGGGCUGUGCCGCGCUCUCCUGAAGGACGGCGGCGCCGGCCUCCUGUCGGCGAAACACGCAUCCAAUGGCUGCCGGAUCUACAGAGGGGGUGCGACGUCGGGUUCUGAUCUCGGGCCGGCCACCAUCAGGAAUAUCCUCGCCGCCGCCAGCCAGACACGCGGCCCCGUGGGUGACAUGGCGGCCGUCCUGGACGGGCCCGAAUCGACGGAGCGAAGAAGGGCCGAGGAGGGACUCCGGCGUCUCCGGGUCGCGGCGAAAGCUGGAGACGUUGUCGCGUUCUUGGGGGUAUGCGGCGAGAUCGACGUGUCGAUCCACAUUGACACCACCCACCCGGCGUUCGCCAACAACGCCGGACGGACGGAGCCGCUCCUUGUCGGAUGGGGGGCGUGCCCCAAGUACGCCGAGUCACCUUUUUACGACCCGGACUGCCCCCUACUGACCGGCAAGCUGUGGCGCGCUGCUGUGAAAGCGUCUCCCUUCGGCGGCGACGCGGGUGGUGCUAUCGCCGCCCUCAACAAGAACAACAGCUGCUCUCGCAGUGUCCAUGACCGCGGGGGCAACUGCUUCGACAGCAAGACCAUGCCGCCGCGUGUGAGGGAGCUCAGCCGGACUUUUCUGGACCUCACCUGCACGUUGCUCAUCAAUCGCUUCCCGAACGUCCACGCUCUGAUGGUUCUCAGCUUUGGCGAGGUGUGCGACCAAGGCGCCGCACGGCACGGCGUCGUGUGGUCUGGCAGGGACGACAAGGUCGGGAUGUUCGCCUCGCACCACAUCUGCACCAUCCCGGGUGGCCUGCCCGCCGCAACGAGCAACUUCGCGGGGCUCUGCCUCCUUCACCACGCCGCCCGUGACCGCGAGGGUUGCCGGACACUAGAAGACCUGGGGGGGGAGCGCCGAAGGUCUGCGGUGGCUGAAGCCGUAGAUGCGCUGGUUGGCGCCCAGGACUUCGUCGCGCCCCAAAAGGGGGCCGCGGCGUUCGACGGCGAGAAGGAGGCUCUCCGAGCGGGCGUGGAGGAGAACGACGAGGUUUUCGAGGAAGCGUUCAACGCAAUUCGCACACGGCUGGGCCCCGCUUUGUUCACGACGCAGCAGAGAUCUGACGGUGGUGCGGCAAAGUACACCGCGGAGGAGCGGGGCGCGGAAAAGUCAACGGUCGAGCUGAAGGCCGAAGGCGGGGAGGCUUCGAUGAAGAAGCGGAAGCAGGACCCGAAGAAGUUCCAGGACGACUGCGCGGCAGGGGCGAGGACGGCCACCGUCAAUGGGCAAAAGGUCACAGUCCGUGAGGGUGUGUGGCAGGGCAGGGAGGCGGCGACGCCCGCCGAGGAAGCGGCGAUGCGCCGGCGGUCUGCAGACAGCGCCAGCGGGGCGGACACCGCUUGGGUGAGAGACGGGAAGCUGGUUUCUCGAGACACCUCCGGAGCCGUCAAGAUCACGAGCGGGGGAGCGUCUUUGAAGGGCAAGGCCGACUACGCCGAGGGCGCGGCCCUGCCAGGGGGUGGCACGUCCAAGGGGACGCAGAAGGGCAAGGCGGCAGCCGGAAAAAAGAUGCAGGGCAAGAAGAUGCAUUCCAGCGGUGGGUCACGCGGCCCGGGUGCAGCGGCCAAGACGUACGUCGACAUCAACGCGUAUCGUACCCUGAUCGUUUCGUCCCGUCACCGGUCUUACGUGAAGGAAGAUGGGACUGUCCGUACGUCGGCCAGGCGUAGAUCGGAAUCGAAGUGGUUCGCGUACAAGGACGUCAGAGGGAUCAACGGAGGCAAGGACAUCUUCGGACUUAAACAGUUCGACACGAACGGCAAAGAGAGGAACCUCUCAUACCCCUCCGACGCCUCUGGCAAGGACCUCUCGGGGUUCAUGGGCCUCGGCGAGAGCAACCGGUUGUUCGAGGGGGACCUCCAGACAUACGCCCGGUGUGCCGCCUCGACGUAG
Ectocarpus siliculosus is the source of this 3405-nucleotide messenger RNA. The record is from the annotation of a GenBank genome assembly. Lineage: Eukaryota; Phaeophyceae; Ectocarpales; Ectocarpaceae.